Molecule: messenger RNA, 3468 nt
Organism: Podarcis muralis (Common wall lizard)
Lineage: Eukaryota; Metazoa; Chordata; Lepidosauria; Squamata; Lacertidae
Gene: ALDH1A3
Product: aldehyde dehydrogenase 1 family member A3
Biological process (GO): aldehyde metabolic process
Molecular function (GO): oxidoreductase activity, acting on the aldehyde or oxo group of donors, NAD or NADP as acceptor
Source: RefSeq, a predicted model, not a curated record
CAAGAGCCUGGGAAAGGCUUGCGCGAGCUCGGCUGCCUCUCACCCUGCCGAGGAGGACUCCGUCGGCUGCAAGGAAGAGGGAGACUACCCGCACCAAGGCAUCCUGCGAGAUGGCCGCAAUCAAUGGGACCGUAGAAAACGGGCAGCCAGAGAAGAAAACGACCCCUCCGCUUCCUCACCCUAUUAGGAACUUGGAGAUCAAGUACACCAAGAUAUUUAUUAACAAUGAAUGGCAUGAAUCAAAGAGUGGAAAGAAGUUCCCUACCUUUAGCCCUUCAAAGGCCGAGAAGAUCUGUGACGUCGAAGAGGGGGACAAGCCUGAUGUCGAUAAAGCAGUAGAGGCAGCAAAAGCGGCCUUCCAAAGAGGAUCUUUGUGGAGACAAAUGGAUGCUGUGAGCCGAGGAAGGCUCCUCAACAAGCUGGCCGACCUCAUUGAGAGAGACAGAGUGGUGUUGGCGACCUUGGAAACAAUGGACACAGGGAAACCAUUUCUGCAAGCAUUUUUCAUUGACCUUGAAGGCUGCAUAAAGACACUUAGAUACUAUGCUGGUUGGGCCGAUAAAAUUCAGGGGAAGACUAUACCUGUGGAUGAAAACUUUGUCUGCUUCACCCGACAUGAGCCUGUGGGAGUUUGUGGUGCCAUUACACCGUGGAACUUCCCAUUGCUCAUGUUGAUUUGGAAGAUGGCACCUGCUCUGUGUUGUGGAAACACCUUAGUUGUUAAACCUGCUGAGCAAACCCCACUUACUUCACUAUACAUUGGCUCUUUAGUCAAGGAGGCAGGAUUUCCUCCAGGUGUGGUUAACAUUGUGCCGGGAUAUGGUCCCACAGCUGGAGCUGCUAUUUCUACACAUCCUAACAUUGACAAAGUAGCUUUUACUGGGUCAACAGAGGUUGGAAAGCUGAUCAAAGAAGCGGCUUCGAAAAGUAACCUCAAGAGGGUGACGUUGGAGCUCGGUGGGAAAAAUCCCUGUAUUGUCUGUGCGGAUGCUGACUUGGACUUGGCAGUGGACUGUGCCCACCAGGGUGUCUUUUUCAACCAAGGGCAGUGCUGCACAGCUGCCUCUCGAGUCUUUGUGGAAGAGCAGGUGUACCCAGAAUUUGUCAAGCGCAGCGUGGAGUAUGCAAAGAAGCGGCUCGUGGGGGACCCAUUUGAUGCCAAAACUGAACAAGGACCUCAGAUUGACCAAAAACAGUUUGACAAAAUCUUGGAGCUGAUAGAAAGUGGCAAGAAAGAAGGAGCCAAGCUGGAGUGUGGUGGUUUAGCCAUGGGAGACCGAGGCCUGUUCAUAAAGCCAACCGUAUUUUCAGAGGUCACAGACAACAUGCGCAUUGCUAAGGAGGAGAUUUUCGGACCCGUGCAGCCCAUAAUGAAGUUCAAAAACAUAGAAGAAGUGAUAGAAAGAGCCAACAGCACAGAAUAUGGGCUCACAGCUGCUGUGUUUACAAAGAAUUUGGAUAGAGCCCUAACGCUGGCAUCGGCACUGCAGUCUGGGACAGUCUGGAUCAACUGCUACAAUUCCCUUUUUGCACAAGCUCCCUUUGGCGGCUUUAAAAUGUCAGGAAACGGGAGAGAAUUAGGUGAAUACGCUCUGACUGAAUACACAGAGGUGAAAACAGUCACCAUUAAACUGUCGCAGAAGACUCACUGAGUGAGGAAUGCCACAAGACCUAAAACUCUGACACUCUGAAUGUUAAUGUAUAGUGGGGGGGAGGGUUGCUUAAAUCUCGCCGGGGGGAGGAAAGUAGCUAAACUCUUUAAAAAGCAAACCAUCUAUAUAACAUGUUCGGGUUCUUUAAAAUUCCAACCACUUUGUUUAGACAUUUGUUUCAGGCCAAAAUGGAGGCUCUUAAAAACUGCCUGCUGAAGAGUCACAAAAUAAUGAAUGUUGAUACGCAUGAGCCAUGCUCUGCAGCCAGCCCUGCUCUACUGGCACCACAUGCGCUUCAGUAGCAACUAGAGACGCAACAAAAGGCCUUGCAGUCAGAAGCAAUCCCUUCAAAUCACACACAGCACUUUGUCCAAAUUCUGCAUCUUUGACAUGUGCUCGGGGGCGGCUGUGGUUGUGUGCAUGGGAUGUGUGUGUUAGUUGAUUCACCAGCAUGGCUCCUCAUAGGACCCUCUCUUCUGAUUGUUGUUGUUGUAAGAAAAUGGAUAUAGGACACACAUAUAUGCCCAAGGAACUCGCAGCUUACAGUGAUUUCGCUUACGCGAUUGCAACUUUAUGCAGCUGGCGGGAAAAUAAACAAAUGGAUAGCCCCGAAAAGUGCUUUAUAAGCCACUCUGCCUUGCUUCCCAGCCUCUGGGAAGGUUGUGUGUGAGAGCUCUGGGAUGCUCCGAACAGGGAUGGUUCCACAGGGAGCAGGUCAGGGGGGUUCCUGACAUUAUGCAAUUAUGUGGGGACCUCCAGAACCAAACCCUCACGCAAUCUGCAAAUUACCUAUGCACCCUGUUCCCUAGCGCAGCACCUACAGAGUCACAGGUCCCUGGUGUUUAAUGCUGCAUAUAAAGCAGUGGGGCAAAAAAAAUUUCAGAACAAGGUGCUGAGGGGAAGGAAUAAAAAGAUUGGGCUGCCCCCACAGUGCCUCUGCCCCAGGAACCAGCGGCCUUGGACCCCACACUGUAUAUUUCCCUCGUCACUUGUGGGAAAAGUCAGCUCAGAAUUUCCUCCUCAGGAGAUGGGGCUGGUUUUUUGUGGGUCCUUCCUCAGGCGGUUUGAGAAGAGUUUGAGGAUAAAAUAGCCAGGCUUCAGCUGAAGUUUCAGCCUAUGUGACAAGUCCAUAAUUUCUCACCCGCUCAUUUUGAUGGACCACGUGCCUAAAGUGUGCAUAAAAUUAGAGGCCUUAUUUGCAUUUUUUACAGAGCUUCUGUAGUCAGGUCAUUUUUUAUUUUUAAAAACCCCUCUCCUUCCCCUCUGCUAACCCUGUACACUGUAUUGUGUGUGUGUUUGUGUGGAGCAAAUGAGUGCAGAUUCUGAAUUUUGCAGCUCCUCAAUGUUGGGAUAACUGGUGCAUUACAAGCAAACUGAGGCUGCUGCCCUUGUACAGUUCUCUCCAAUUUUUGCAAGGGGUUGCACAAGAGAAUAUACCACUGGAUCCAGGCAUGGCUGAUCUUCUAGGUGAAAUGGAGCAUCCCCCCCCCCCCAAAACUGCAAACAGACUCUAACUGCUUGUCUUACUAACAAGCAGCCCAAGGGAGAGAGAUGUAAACUGGCUAUCAACUUCCUCCUCCUCGGUCUCGGUGUUGCCCCCUUGUGGAACUUGGCAAGGGUGAGGAUGUUGACAAAAUUAGACUCGCUUGGCUCUAGCUCCCCCUACUGUUGGGCUCCUUGUCUUCUGCCCUACCAGCCCCAAUGAGCACCAACCAUUACUGACUGGAUCAAGUAAAACUGGUGUGGAAACUUUGGCUUGCAGACCUCCUCCUUUGACUCAUGAGAUCCUUUUGGCCAAGCCACGCCUACUUGCACU